GAGGCGUCACAUCCUCUUCAUUGUGCGUUUCCCUGUGACGGGGAACUGUGGAAACUGUUUUUCUGUGGUGACCUGCUGUCUUCAGUGUUUCUGAGAACAGUUGGAAAUAAGCAGACAACAUGUUUUCCUUCAACAUGUUUGAUCACCCGAUGCCUCGGGCCUUCCAGAACCGCUUCUCCACGCAGUACCGCUGCUAUUCGGUGUCGAUGCUGGCGGGACCCAACGACCGCUCAGACGUGGAGAAAGGAGGAAAAAUUAUAAUGCCCCCAUCUGCACUGGACCAGCUAAGCAGACUUAACAUCACAUACCCAAUGUUGUUCAAACUGACCAAUAAGAACUCUGACAGAAUGACCCACUGUGGCGUUUUGGAGUUUGUUGCUGAUGAGGGGAUCUGUUACCUUCCCCACUGGAUGAUGCAGAACCUGUUAUUGGAAGAAGGAGGUUUGGUCCAGGUUGAGAGUGUCAAUCUCAUGGUGGCAACAUACUCCAAAUUCCAGCCUCAGAGUCCAGACUUUUUAGACAUCACAAACCCCAAAGCUGUAUUAGAAAAUGCUUUGAGAAAUUUUGCCUGUUUGACUACAGGUGAUGUCAUUGCCAUCAACUAUAAUGAAAAGAUCUAUGAGCUACGUGUCAUGGAGACCAAACCUGACAAGGCAGUGUCCAUUAUCGAAUGUGAUAUGAACGUGGAUUUUGAUGCUCCACUUGGUUACAAAGAGCCAGAGAGGCCCACACAGCACAAUGAGGAACCAGCAGAGGAAGAGACAGACCCCAGUAAUUAUGAGAUGGACAUUGGCUUUAGAGCAUUCACUGGCUCUGGGAAUCGUCUUGAUGGAAAGAAGAAAGGAAUUGAACCUAGUCCUGUACGCAUCGACCCCAAUGACAUCAAACGUGGUAUUCCUAACUAUGACUUCAAGAUUGGAAAGAUCACUUUCAUCAGAAACUCCAGACCACAGCCUCGCAAAACAGAAGAGGAUGACUCUGUCAGUAACUUCAUUGCAUUCUCUGGAGAAGGACAGUCCUUGCGCAAAAAGGGCAGAAAACCUUGAUCAGACAAAGUUUAUCAGAAACCAACAAUAAAAGCAUCCUACAAUCUGC
Messenger RNA from Colossoma macropomum (tambaqui), 1095 nucleotides. It is a transcript of the gene ufd1l, whose product is annotated as ubiquitin recognition factor in ER associated degradation 1. Gene Ontology annotation, molecular function: polyubiquitin modification-dependent protein binding. Gene Ontology annotation, cellular component: VCP-NPL4-UFD1 AAA ATPase complex. Bases 120 to 1046 code for a protein of 308 amino acids. The transcript has 12 exons. NCBI's taxonomy places the organism in Eukaryota, Metazoa, Chordata, Actinopteri, Characiformes, Serrasalmidae. The record is from RefSeq and is a predicted model, not a curated record.